GCUCGCUGGAGCAACCUUAAUAUGACCGGCUCGCUGUACUGACAACGUAACCCUUACAGUGAUGUUGUGUGUCGUCCUGAGCUACUGCGUGUUUUAUGGCGUCCUGGUCUGGUACCUGGACAACGUGUGGCCGUGGCAGUACGGUAUUCCCAAGGAGCCCUUCUUUUUCGCCAAAGUGCGCUACUGGUACCCCAAAGCGCCCCAAAAUUUCCAGCAUCAGAGGAAGGAUGCCACGGAAGCUAGCGUUCCGCUUGAGAGCGUCGGAGAUCGUGACAAUCCUGGCAUAGUGCUGGACAACGUCACAAAGAUAUACCAGGGCAGAACUGUGGCCCUCCGUCGUGUCAGCCUCAAGGCGUACCCUGGUGACGUCACCGUGCUUCUAGGCCGCAACGGUGCGGGCAAGACGACUCUGCUGCGGCUCAUUACGGGUCUCGAGCAGGCGUCCGCCGGCAGCGUCUACGUGGCGGGCCACAAUGUGGCGCUAAACACGGACGCGGCGCGCCGCUCCAUGGGCUUCUGUCCUCAGGAGAACAUCCUCUUCCUCGGCCUCACCGUCUUCGAGCACCUGCAGUUCUUCGCCAGGAUCCGUGGUGACAACUGGGUGACGACGAACAAGGCCAUCGAGGAGAUCCUCGUGGCGUUCAACCUAUCCGAGAAGCGCGACGCCCUGGCCAGCUCGCUUUCUUGGGGCACGAGGCGAAAGCUUCAACUCGGCGUCGCCGUUGUCGGUAACCCUCAGAUCGUUGUACUGGACGAACCGACGGCAGGUGCCGACCCCGAGUGCAAGGGUGCUCUGUGGGAGUGCGUUCUGCGGUUCCACACGGACAAGACCAUGCUGCUGACCACACACAGCAUGGAGGAGGCCGACACGCUCGGAGACCGCAUCGCCGUGUUGGCCGCUGGCAGGAUGCGCUGCUGUGGCUCCUCACUCUUCCUACGCAACACUUAUGGUACGUGCCAUGCGGUUGCUGAUUUCUACAACGUUGUCCGGACUCUCGGUUUUGCGGCAUGUACGGGAUACUGGAUCCGCGUGGCUUUGGAAGAAGGCACCGUCGCCGAUGACCUUGCUGAAUUGACCCGCACCUUUCAAAAGCACGUACCCGAAGCCUUCGUUGAAGAUGGCGAUUAUAAGGCACCACUUAAUUACCUUCAUCGUGGCGGAACGCAGAAUAUCAAUGUUGGAGACGUCCGCGCCGAUACGCUCAUCGAGCUGCUGAAGGAGCUGGAGGAAAUGUGGAACGGGCGUCCGUUGCAAUGGCUCUCGGUCUACGUGGCAGCUCUCGAAGAUGUGUUGAGGCAGGUAGAGCAUGAUGCGGACCACAUUAAGACGCCGCAGCAGCCGCAGCAGACACCGAACGUUGAAGUGGCUCGACGAGAACCGACGGUAGGCUGCCCUGCCGCCGCGGUCGAGGCGAACUUUUCCUCUAGCGGCGAUUUGCGGCCCCGCUUGAGACAGCAGCUGGCCGCGCUCUUCACCAAGAAGCUACAGUACGGACGCCGCGACUACAGACUGCCCACGCUGAUGCUGCUGCUGCCGCUUUCGGUCCUGCUACUGUUCGUCUUCAUCAACCAGACGCACAUCUCUCGGAAGCUCAGCUACUCCGGGCCCGUCGAGUACUCGCUGCUGAACAUCUUCGGCCACACCGUCGCGUUCUACACCGCUGACGAGUCGACCAAGAGCGGACCUGCUAAGGAAUACGAGAAGUACCUAUCGCAGGAGCAAGGCGCCGAAGUGAGCGACCUUGGCAAUCACGAUCCACGCCCGUGGCUGCAGAACUUGGCGCUGAGCAACUAUCGCCGAUACCGCUCGCAGUAUAUCGUCGGCGCUCAGUUCAGGUCCACCAAGAACCUGUCGGGCGUGCCAGAGAGCGCCAUCUUGCCGGGAAACCACAUAGAAGACAACGAGACGGCCGUGGAGGUGACGGCGUGGCACAGCGGCUACUCGCCCCACUCGUCGGCCGUGUCUAUCGUUGCGGCGUCGCGCGCCUUCCUUCCCGGCUGGCGGCUGCGCGUGGUCAACCACCCGCUGCCCAAGGGUAACCCGAGACCGGAGCCGGACCCUUUGAUAGUGCUCGCCACGCGCUUGAUGUGCGCCGUCUUCGUGCCCGUCGGGCUGGCUUUCCUCGGCGCCACAUACGUCCUCUUCCCCGUACAGGUAGACAGUAUACAGACACUUUCACCCGCGCGUUCGGGCUCUCUAGUCCGUGCCCUCAAGUGA
Dermacentor silvarum is the source of this 2218-nucleotide messenger RNA. Its product is annotated as phospholipid-transporting ATPase ABCA7. Gene Ontology annotation, molecular function: ATP hydrolysis activity; ATP binding; lipid carrier activity. Gene Ontology annotation, biological process: transmembrane transport; lipid transport. The transcript is spliced from 11 exons. The coding region runs from base 62 to 2218 and encodes 718 amino acids. Gene Ontology annotation, cellular component: membrane; intracellular membrane-bounded organelle. The record is from RefSeq and is a predicted model, not a curated record. Lineage: Eukaryota; Metazoa; Arthropoda; Arachnida; Ixodida; Ixodidae.